AUGUUAUCAAGAACUCUCUUAAGAAACUCGUUUGCUAAAUCUACCACUCGCACUAAGCUUUUUUUAACUGGUGGUAGUAGUGUUAGAAGGUUACAAUCUCAUUAUGCAUCAGUUACAAAGUUGAAAAACACUGAAGAGUUUACCAAGAUAAUGAAUUCAAACCAAUUAUCUGUCUUUGAUUUCUAUGCCACUUGGUGUGGUCCGUGUAAAGCUAUGAUCCCACAUAUCUCUCAAGCUGUGGAAGAAAAUCCAGAUAUUAAAUUCUAUAAGAUUGAUGUUGAUGAAUCACCAGAGAUUGCUAAAUUAUGUGAGGUUGUCGCUAUGCCCACUUUUGUUUUUACUAAAGAUGGGAAGAUACUUGAUAAAAUCGUUGGUGCUAAUCCACACAGUUUACAUACAAAUAUUGCAGUUUUAAAGGAAAAGGAAAUGAAAUGA
Molecule: messenger RNA, 435 nt
Organism: Arxiozyma heterogenica
Lineage: Eukaryota; Fungi; Ascomycota; Saccharomycetes; Saccharomycetales; Saccharomycetaceae
Gene: TRX3
Product: Trx3p
Exons: 1
Coding region: 1-435 (144 amino acids)
Source: RefSeq, a predicted model, not a curated record